Capsella rubella is the source of this 888-nucleotide messenger RNA. RefSeq lists its product as uncharacterized. The coding region runs from base 1 to 888 and encodes 295 amino acids. NCBI's taxonomy places the organism in Eukaryota, Viridiplantae, Streptophyta, Magnoliopsida, Brassicales, Brassicaceae. The record is from RefSeq and is a predicted model, not a curated record. The transcript has 3 exons.
AUGGAGCAGUCACCACAUUUUUACUGCACCACCUGUAAUGUUGAGUUUCACAAUGGUUGUCAACGGCGUACAAGAAAGAUAACUCAUCCUUAUCACCUCCAACACCCUCUCACUCUCUCUUAUCGAAACCCUGAAACGGGAAUCAUGUUCAACUCUAAUGUUGACUCUGGCGAAACUCAGUCCAACACAUCUGAUCGUGGGAAGUCUGAGUCUCUCGAUAUUAUUUGGUCCCAAGCCGAUAGCAUAUUCGAUGAGUGCACUUGGUGUGGUAAAGAUUUCAAAGAUGUUAGUCCACCUCUAGCUAUUCCAAACCCAAAAAGCCAUCAACAUUCACUUCUCCUCUUCCCUCGACCGGUACCAGUUCCAUGUGAUGCUUGUGGAUUGAUUAAGGCGCAUGAGGAAUGCUCUUAUGUAGUUCAUUCCAAAUGUGCAACACAUGAAAAUAUAUGGGAUGGAAGGGAACUAGAAUGGAAAAUAGAAGAAUCGGAUGAUACUGAAGAUAUUAUACCUUUCAAGAGAGUAGGGGAUGAUCUGAUUAAGUAUUUUGGUCAUCAACAUUGUCUAAGGCUCCAAGAGUACGAUUGUGUUCGAGACGCCGAGAAGCAAUGUCAAGCGUGCGUCUUCCCUAUCGACUCUCAGCAUUUCUACCAUUGUACGACAUGUGAUUUCUUCCUCCACGAGGUAUGUGCUAAUCUUCCUCGAAAACUGGAUCAUGCAUUGCACAAUCACCGUCUUAUCCUAGAUCCGUCAUCACCAAAAGACUUCAAAUCCAUCUAUUGUUCAGUUUGCUCCCGGGCAUCCACUGGUUUCAGGUACAAGUGUUCAGAAAUAGAUUGCCAAAAAGGCGCGAAAUUUGCGGUGGACAUUCUGAUGCAUUUUGGUUCCUGA